Molecule: messenger RNA, 5435 nt
Organism: Sebastes umbrosus (honeycomb rockfish)
Lineage: Eukaryota; Metazoa; Chordata; Actinopteri; Perciformes; Sebastidae
Gene: ankfn1a
Product: ankyrin repeat and fibronectin type III domain containing 1
Exons: 26
Coding region: 139-4515 (1458 amino acids)
Biological process (GO): establishment of mitotic spindle orientation; regulation of establishment of bipolar cell polarity
Cellular component (GO): spindle
Molecular function (GO): protein binding
Source: RefSeq, a predicted model, not a curated record
UUUGGGAUGUUUGACAUGAGGAAGGACAAAGACACGUUAGCAGACUGAGCAGAUGUUUCUGCUCUGGGAACAGAAGCAGAAGGAGAAGAAGAGAGGACAUUAAUAGUGAAGAAGGACUCAGAGAAGAUAUGGCUGAAGAUGUCCGUGGACUCUGAGAACUCCUGUGUUUUGCUGUCAUCGCGAGACUCCAGGACUUCCUGCGUCUUCCAAACGGAAGAGGAGAAAGAUGACGUCCCAGGAGCGGGAGACGAGAGCGUCCUGGAGAUGCUGAGCUACUCCAAGUUCUCCAACCUGGAGACAUGGCUGUGUAUGCCGUCCUCGCUGCUGCUGCCCAGGGCCCUGGACUCCUCCUCAUCUUCCUCACAUGCAUCCAACCACUCCUCCAAUUCCCAGCCCAUCUCCUCCUCCUCCACCUCCUCGUCUCCGGCCUCCAACUGCCGCCGCUCCACCUGCAGCGAUCCAGGAGAGACUGACACGCCUCUCAGGUCAUUGGAGAGCGACUCCACCUUCCUCACUCCUGCUCUGCUACAGAAGGAGAUGUCAUUUCUGGCCACGUCCCUCCUCCCCAUCCUCUCCUCCACACCUGUUGCUGCUGCUGCAGCGCUGUCAGCGGGAGACUCUGUCUCCCGCGGCGGCGUCAGCAUCAGGAAACGGCGGCGGCUCGCUGCCAGUCCUGGAGGACUCCACUGGAACUCUGCAGGUUCGGUGCAGCGCGACUUCUGGUCACCUGAUCUGUCUCCCGUGUCGGGGGGGAGGACGACAGCAGGAGGAGUUGGAGGUGCGAGGAGCCUCCCCCUCGCUGAGGGAGGCGGGGCGGCGUGGGCCAGCGACCGGGCAGCCCUGAGGAAGACGGUUUCGGUUGACGACCGACUGCUGCAGCCGGCGGGCGGAGAGCAGCCUCACCUGAGACUGCUGAGUCGACUGGAGAGAGGCAGGAAGAAACUCCGCAACAUCCACAGUCCGGGAACCAGCAGCAGAUACGACUCCAGGAAGAAGUCGGACAGUAAGGUCUACCGGUUGGCCCAGAGGUGGAACCAGAGGGCGGCGGGAGAUGCUCUGAUCCUGAAGCCCCUGUUCAACACGGGAAUCCCCCGAUCGUCUCUCAGCCUGGACAGCAGACGCCUCCCGGGUGUCAUGACCCAGCAGAUGCAGAACCUGCAGUUGUCCCAGACCAGGAAGUGCCCCGGUGGGCCGGCGUCCCCGAGCGCCGCCAAGCGCCUCUACAGGAACCUGUCGGAGAAGCUGCGAGGAAGCACCUCCUCCUUCGAAGAUGCCUACUUCUUCGGCAAGACGGACCGCCUCCGCAAAGCCUCGACCAUGCAGGGCAGCGACUGUAUCUUCGAGGCGGUGGAGCAGCAGGACCUGGACACGGUGCAGAUCCUCCUCUACCAGUUCUCGGCCGAGGAGCUGGACCUGAACACCCCCAACAGCCAGGGCCUGACGCCGCUGGACAUCGCCAUCAUGACCAACAACACGCCCAUCGCCAAGCUGCUGCUGAAGGCCGGCGGCAAGGAGAGUCCCCACUUUGUGAGCGUGGAGAGUCGGGAGGCCCACCUGAGCUCUCUGGUGUCGGAGGCGGAGCGGCGGGCGGCCGACCUGGCGGCUCAGGCUCAGAAAGACGGCCUCUCUCUGGAGGCCUGCCAGAAGGACAAACAGCUGAGAGCCUGGGAGUGGAGGAUCAAGCUGUACAAACGCAUGAGGACGGGCUUCCAGCAUGCACGUGCCCCGGAGGCCCCGUCUAUGGUCCGUCUGAGCGUGAGCAGUAGCAGCACGCUGACCGUCACCUUCCAGGAGCCACAGUGUCUCAACUCCACCGUGGUCACCAGAUACCGAGUGGAGUGGAGUUGCCUGCAGGAUUUCUCGCUGCUUGCUGGAGAGACGGUGUUGGAUAACCUGCAGACCCUCAAGUGCACCAUCAGCAGCCUCACCACGGGUCGUCUCUACUACGUCCGUGUGUCGGCGUACAACAUGAAGGGCUGGGGUCCUCCUUUCUCCUCCCUCCCUCCAUCUGCUGCUCCAUCCAAUUGGAGGGAGAGCGACGGUCGGGAGCCCCGGAGGCGAGGCCACAUCGAGGCCAUGGAGCGUCUGCUGCAGCAGGUCCGAGCCACUCACACCCACUACUGCUGCGGAGACACCUCAAAGCUCCAGAACCCGAGCAGGAAGCAGUCCGUCUCCAGAAGUCUGAAACAUCUCUUCAACUCCUCCAACAAGUUUGUGAAAACACUGAAAAGGGGGAUCUACCUGGCAGCUGUGUUCUACAAUAAGGACAGUUUACUGGUGACGGCCGAGGACCAGAUCCCCAUCGUGGAGGUGGACGACUCCUACAGCAGCUCCCUCAUGCAAGACUUCCUCUGGUUCACCAAGCUGUCCUGCAUGUGGGAGGACGUCCGGUGGCUGAGACAGAGUAUGUCGGUGUCCAUGUCGUCGUCCUCCACCCUGCAGGCCCGCCACAAGAUGCUCACCGCCGCCGGCCAGCUGCAGAACCUCCUGGGGACCCACAACCUGGGCCGGGUCCACUACGAGCCCAUCAAGGAUCGCCACGGCAACGUGCUGCUGGUGACCAUCCGCGACACGGAGAGCCAGCACUCGCUGUUCAGCGGGAAGUGGAUGCAGGUGACCAAACUGCAGAGCCAGAGGAAGUCGCUGUCCACGCCGGAGGAGCCGUACGCCCUCGACGUCCUCAUCAUCACCAUACAGGACAUCCUGGCGUACCAGCGGCGCAGCACCCACCGGCUGACCCCGGGACUCUACCUGGGCUACCUGAAGCUCAGCAGCUCCGUAGACCAGAUCAGAGUCCUGGUGUCCCAGCGGACCCCCAACAUGCUCUGUCACACCCGCGUACGAGACAACGCCAACGUCUCCAGGGAGGAGUGGGACUGGAUCCAGACGCUGUCGGCUGCAGGUGACAAGAGCGAGGAGGCGGAGUCCAGUGAGGAAAGCCACGCCCCUUUACUGUACUACGAGCUGCAGACGUCCAUCAAGUCUCUGCUGAAGCUCCUGAACCUACCUCUGCACCAGGCCCGUCACUUCCGCCUCUACAGCCAUGAGGUGGUGGAGCUCGGUCACGGCGUCUCCUUCCUGCUGCUGCUGCCGGCGGCCGACGAUGUUUGCUCCGCCCCCGGACAGUCCAACCCCUACACCACCCUGUCAGGGUUCCUCCACCUCCCUCUGCAGAUGUUCGAGCUCGUCCACUUCUGCACCUUCAAAGAGAAGUUCAUCAAUUUGUACUGCCGCCUGUCCUCCGUCCUGGACCUGGACGCCCUCAUUACCCAGCAGGCACUGCGGGAAGCCAUCGCUGACAGCGAGGUGGCCACGGCCAAACAGAGGCACCAGCUCAUACUGGACUACAUCCAGCAGCUGGACGAGAUGCGUCGUGACCUCCGCUGGAUCACCGACGCCCUGCAGUACGCUCGCUACAAGCAGCCUCGCGGCGGCGUGCCGAUCACCUGCCUGGUGGACGCCGACGCUCCGGAGAGCGACUCCGGCCAGCAGAAGACCGACUCCACCUCCUCCAACAUGGACUACCUGCCCACGCCGUCGCCCUCCCCAGAGCUCCGCAGGAGGAAAGCCAUCAGCGACUCUCUGCUCGGCUCCGACGAAGACGGCUCCUCGGAGGUGUUCCUGCCGACGGACAGCGACUACGACUCCAGCGACGCCUUGAGCCCCCGCGAGAUGGACCUGCUCUACUCUCCGGCCCAGGAUCUGUCCCAGCAGGCCUUGCACUCGCUGGGCGGCAGCGCCCCGGACGUGCUCCAGAUCCACGAGCUCAGGUACAGCAUCUGCCCCCCCACAGACCUCUCCCUCCUCCCCCACUCUCCCUCUCUAUCCAAAGACUUCCCUCUGUCCCCCGGCGGUCUGCAUCGCUCUCCGUCCCUGUCCAGGACCCUCCCCACGUCCCCGUCCCUCCCCCUGUCCCCCAUGUUCUCCAAAGACCUCCCCCUGUCCCUCCCCCUCUCCCCGGCGCUGUCCGACACCACCGAGACUCUGGAGGGCCUCUCGUUGUCCAAAGAGGGCGUGGUCGCUCCGCUGAGGGCCCUCGCCAACCCCCCCGCCAAACGCAAACUGUUGUCCCGUAGCCACCGGGGCCAGUACUUCAGCGGGCCGCAGCGCUGGCUCCGGGGCCACAGCGGGGAGAGCCACACGGGGUCUCUCUCUGAGGGCGUCUACACCAAGCAGCUGGACCCGGACCUGCCUCCGCCCGGGGACGCCACCUACGUCAGCCACGCCUCCUGCGUCCUGGAGAGCCGGAAGGGCCGACACCGGGAACCGCGGCCUCACGUCCGCAGGAUAUUCGUGGAACCCUGCAAAGAGUUGUCGCCGGGCCGGGAGAGGAGGCGCUGGGAGGAGGGCGAGGUUACGGAGGAGGUGACGGACGAGGUGACGGAGGAGGUGAGGGCCGCGGGGGUGUCGGUGGUCGUGGAGGGGGAGGAGCCGCGGGGAGUCGCCGCACAGGACGUCGACUCAGACGACCAAACCAACGCACAGGUCUCAGAGAUCCUCAGCAGCACGCUGUAGAGGCGGACAGCAGUGACGAUUGGCCGGGCCGGUUAAUGACGAGCCCCCCCCCCACCCCGUCUUCACACCUCCGUAGAUUGUAAACUAAACUAAAGUUGCUGGUUCAACUCCUCCAAGCCUCGGAGCCUCAGAGCCUCAGAGCCCAUGGCAUCGACUGUUACCAAGAAAAUAACCAAUGCAACGAGAAACCAAGAACUCCUUCUUCUCCUUCUUCUUCUUCUUCUUCUUCUUCUUCUUCUUCUUCUUCUUCUUCUUCUUCUUCUUCUCCUCCUCCGACCUGGAACUUUGCACACUUUGACUGUAUGUCAACCAAAAACAGAAAAGGUGUUUUGAUUGAUUUGUUUCCCAGUCUAGUUAAAUUCUCUCUGGAUUAGAUUAGUGGUGGCCCGUCCACAGAGCAUGGAUUCAUGGAGUCAUAGAUUCAUGGAGUCAUGGAUUCAUGGAUUCUCCUCUACUUGAAGUGAAUGUACAGUUUAGUCUGUUAGUGUGUGUGUGUGGUUGAGCUGCUCCCGUUGGGUUUUAAUGUGGUCAGUUUAAAGAGAUUAUAAAUAUAUAAAUAUAUAUAUAUGAGCGGCCUCAGUCACUAAAAACACAGACCACUAGAAACCUUAAAGUAUUUUUCUAGUACUCCAGUAUUUUACUGCGGAGGUGUUGAUGAACAGUCAGAGCUGUAUUUUGUCAGCAUGAAGUUGUUUGUAGCUGUCGUUAGUUUUUGGACUGAAGCUUUGUGUCCGGUUUGUGCCUCUUCCUGGUUCAGCAUGAUGAUGUCAGGGGUCAGGGGUCAGGGGUCAGGGGGUUUAUACGGAGGCUUUGAGAGGCAGUGAGAAAAAAACUAAUUCUGCUGAUCCAUUUUAUACAUCUGAUCUAAAUUAUUAUCGUAAGAACAGAUGAAAAAAGGUUUUACCAGGAUGAUAAGUGUU